Molecule: messenger RNA, 1584 nt
Organism: Osmia lignaria (orchard mason bee)
Lineage: Eukaryota; Metazoa; Arthropoda; Insecta; Hymenoptera; Megachilidae
Source: RefSeq, a predicted model, not a curated record
UAAUUACUAUUAUAUAAUUAUUAUAUAUAAUAAUAUAAUUAUAUUAUUAAAUAUUUUUAUAGUAUAAUACGGUAGAGAUCGGAAGUUCGGUUCCGGUCCCUUUUAACCGUUUCAAAUUUUUCAAAAUUUUCAUUUCGAAUAAAUUUCUGUUACAUAAGGUUCUCGUUGUUGCAUCUUAAAGAUAAGACUCUUCGAAAUGAAAACGACACUGUACGUAAUAUGCCUAUUACGCGCUUUCGCAGUGGUCGAGUGUAUCCCAGAAUUGCAGUUAUUACAAAUCGUGUUCGCUCAUAAAACGUACGCUCCAAUUUUGGGCUUGAUAAGCAACAACGAGACGAAUUUACCGAGGAGAUUAACUUACGACCAUUUUACCACCGCCCCGAUCAGCAUGCCGAAUUCUGGUAUGCUCAAUAUGUACAACCUAGGCGUUCAUUUACGCGAGAGGUACAAUGAAUUUUUGGGCGACGUAUACAAGCAAGAGACGAUGAAAAUGCAAACGGCUGAUUAUCCGCUAUCGAUGAUGUCCGGCCAAUUAGUGAACGCUGGUCUUUGGCCCCCGGCGGAGAUCCAAAAAUGGAACAGCGAUAUAGACUGGCAGCCGAUACCGACAGAUUACGUGUCCAUGCGCAAAGAUACUUUGUUGCUCGGUAUGCACUGUCCAAGUUUCGUUUCCGAAACGAGGAAAAUUUUGAACUCGGAUCAAGCGCGGGCAAUGAUGAAGGAAUAUUCAACUCUGUUCAAGCUUCUUUCUCGGAAUACCGGAAUGAAAAUUCAACAUCCGUCCGAAGUUGCUUUAUUGUAUGCUGUUCUUGAAACUCAAGCUGAUCUGAAUCAAUCUCUUCCAUAUUGGGCGAAGGACAUCUUCCCUCACGGAGGGAUGUAUAACGUGUCCUUGUUGGAGCAGGAUCUUCUUUCGCAGACUCCUCUGCAAAGGCAAUUAAACGGAGGGACGUUCUUGAAAGAAAUUUUAACGAAUUCAUUGUUGUAUAUUCGUGGAAAGAUACCGAAGGAGAGGAAGCUCAUGAUUUACAGCGGUAACGAGAGAAAUAUCAUUGGGAUCUUGAAGAGUUUGAAUCUUUGGUCACCUCAUAUUCCUAACGAGGCUGCAUCCGUCAUUUUCGAAAUGUAUUUUGAUAAUGAAACAGAGAGUCAUGGAAUAAAGAUUAAUUAUUAUACAGGAGUAGAAGAUGAUACUAUACCCUUGACAAUACCGAAUUGCACAGAAAUCUGUCCAUUAAAAGUAUUUUUAAAUUCAGUAUUUGAUGUAUUACCAGAAAAUGAAAAUAUAUUGUGUCAUUGGAAGAAGAUUGAUUCACAUGAGCAGGACGAAUUAGUAAUAAUAGAUAAUACAAUAUUCGGUAGAUCUGCAACGCAUGAAUUAAGAAUGGUUUUAAUUAGUCUGUUAUUAAUAAUCACCUUAUUUAUACUUUAAUGAAUCCCAUUUUUUAAAGGCAAGUCUCGCAACAAAUUAAUCUCAGUAAUUGAAAUCUCAAUAAUUGUUAUAACAAUCCAAUUUAUUAAAAUUUAUUUAUAUCAUACAUACGUUAGGGGAAGCUAUGUACAGUAAAUAAAUUAUAAUUAAAA